Molecule: messenger RNA, 4340 nt
Organism: Mercurialis annua (annual mercury)
Lineage: Eukaryota; Viridiplantae; Streptophyta; Magnoliopsida; Malpighiales; Euphorbiaceae
Exons: 13
Coding region: 481-4227 (1248 amino acids)
Biological process (GO): proteolysis
Molecular function (GO): cysteine-type peptidase activity
Source: RefSeq, a predicted model, not a curated record
UUCUGAAAUUACUCUCUAUUUUAUGGACAUAUAUGUCUUUACCUACAUGGGCGGUUUUUUUUAUUUUAAUGACCCAGCCCAUUUAUGUUUAUACUCCCAGUUUUCAAAUAUUUAUGUUUUUACUCCGUGAGCAGUUAUCACUCUUCCCUCUCUUUUCUUUCAUUCUCUUUCAUUCUCUUUCAGUCCUCGCUUUAUUGCCGUUUCUUCGUCUUCCAUUUUCUUCUUUUCUUCAUCGAUUUUGAUUAUUCGUUUCUGGUUCUCAUUGAUAUAUCUGUGUUUUCUGAAUCUUAUCAGUGCGUUUGGUGAGUAAUGUUUACAUUUUUCAAUUAAUUUGUCUGUAAUCGUUUUUUAGGUUUUUUAUGCAUUUUUUUUUGAUAUUUUAUUUAAACUUUUCAAUUGUUUGUUCAUAUUUGUUGAUUUUCUCUUUGUAUUGUGUUGAUUAUAACUGAUUUGUGUUUUAUUUUCAGUUAAUUUGACAUCAUGAGUGAUUCCGAUUUGAAUAAAACAGUAACUCAAAUCAUUAGACAAAUGAAAAGGCCUGUCACUGUUGAUAAUGAAGUGGAUAAUGUCGCUAAUUCUCCUGUAACUGUUGAUAAUGAAGUGGAGAAUGUCGUUAAUUCUCCUGUCACUGUUGAUAAUGAAGUGGAGAAUGUCGCUAAUUCUCCAGUUCGAAAAAGUUUAAGAAUCAAAAUGUUACAUGCAGUUGAAGUUCCUGUUUGUAAGACUGAGAAAAAAUCAAGAAUGAAGAGGAGAGCAGUUAAAAAAUCUGUAUGUGGUAAAAGGAAAGCAGAACCUGUUGUGGUUAAAAGAGACAUUAAGAUGAGAAGGCUUGGAAGUGAUAAUCUGAAUAAAAAUGAUUCUAUUCAGAACUUUGAUCUUUUAAUUGCUCCGAAUCUCCGGUUUGUUGGGAAAGUUGGCAAGGCUUGUUCUUUUGAUGUGAUAAAAAAUAUUAAAUCGAAGCUUAGUUCUGAUCAGCUGUCUACAUUUAAGAGCAGUAGGUUUGGUUUGUAUUUGGAUAUUGGAAAAGAUGUAUUGAGUCUUAGGCUUAUACAUUCCAUACUGCUAAGGGAAGUCCAUCAUCCAAAUAUUGAUGAGCUGUGGUUUUACUAUGGUGGGCAAAACUUGCGUUUCAGUUUGUAUGAGUUUGGAUUGGUGAGCGGUCUUGUGUGCGGUGGGGACGAGUCCAGGUUUUCUGACUAUUUCACUGGUGGAACUUUUUUUGAUAAAUUUUUUAAUGAUGAUAAUAAGAUUAGUCGUUCUGUUAUUGAAUCGAAAUUUAAAGAUGCGGUGUGGGAGAAUGAUGAUGAUGCUGUAAAGUUCGCGAAGCUGUAUUUUGUUCAGUGUUUUCUGUUGGGUAGCCUUGAUAAUACAUUGAUCGACAGCCGAUUUAUUCAUCUACUGGACUGCCCUGAUUUUGAUGAUUUUCCAUGGGGAAAAUAUUCUUUUGAUUUAUUUGUUCAGUCUACCAAGAACAAGCUUUGGACCUUGUUGCAGGCAUCAAAACAAGCUACAUUUUAUCGAUUGUAUGGCUUUCCCUAUGCCAUUCAAUUUUGGUUCUAUGAAACUCUGACUACUGUGCCUGCUUUUUUGUGUUCGUUGAAUAAUGCUGCUGCGUAUCCUCGGUUUAUGCGUUGGAGUCCGAAGGAUAUGAGAAAGAUUCAAAACUUUGAUUUCAAAGUUUUUGAUGAUCCAAAUGAAAAGGUUAUAUCAAGUUCAAACAUUAAAGCCACUGCUUAUGAAUUAAGUGAAAAUAUUGUGUCUGGACUGAAUGAUCAAGAUUAUGUCUUUAAAGAAGAGGAAGCUGCUGCUGCUGUUAAUACUGAGGGUGAUGGUACUUUUGAAGUGGCGAAGUCUGCUUGCUUGAAGUUUGUUAAUGAAUUGAAAGAUUUGGUCUUUGAUAGUGGUAUUGAGUAUUCUGAUAUGGAGUUAGGUGUCAGAAAACAGAUUUAUGAUUGCAUAGAGAGCUUUGAAACUAAUCAAUUAGCUGACAUUUUCAAUGAUAAAUCUGUAAAGUCUGAUAAUGUUGAUAAUGAGGUUCACUCUUCUGAUCGUCAUGAAGAAGACAACUCUUCCGAUGAAGAGACUGAAAGUUGCAAUUAUGCUGAAGAAAAGAUUAGAAAUACUAAAUCUGUCGAUGAUGAGAGGGAAGAUGCUGAGUCUGCUGAGGAUGUGACUACAUUGGCUGAGGAUGUGACUACAUUGGCUGAGGAAGAGGUUAAAAAUGAUAAACCUGCUGAAGAUGUGACUAAAAUGGCUGAGGAAGAGAGUAAAAAUGAGAAGUCUGCUGAGGACAAGUUUGAAAAGGAUGAUUCUGUUGAGUAUCCUAUUAGAAAUGAGAAAGAUUAUGGUGAUGAGAGUAACAUUGAUACUUCUUCUGAUGAAUACAGCGAACAUGAAAGUGAGAAUGUGCAGAAAGUUUAUUAUUCAGAGAGUGGAAAGACUAUUGUUAAAUACAAUGCUGAGCAUGUUGCUGAUGAUCAAGCCAACACUGAUCAUGUUGCUGUACUAGAGAGCAGAAUUAUUGAUGCUGAGGGUAAUGAUCAGAUCAAACCUGCUGCUGAUGAUAAAUUGAAUGAAGAGCACGUUUCUGCAUUAGAGAGUGCGAAGAUUGAUUCUGAGGUUAAUGAUGUAGUCACACCUGUUUCUGGCGAUGUUGUGUCUAUUCCUACGUGUAGUAGAGGUGUGAGGAAGGUUUAUGGAAAACAACCUGGAUUUGAAUUGUUUGUGGAACAAGAUGGUUAUUUUGAUGAAGUUGGUGAUCAAUCCGGCUUUGAUUUAGUUGGUAGAGGAAUUGAAGUGGGAUUAAAAGAUUCUUGUACUGAGAAUGUCAAUAAGGAUGCUUCUGAAGUUGAUACUCCUAAACCAACUAUGUUAGAUCAAUUGGUGCAAGAUGAAGUUGACAAGCUUGCUGAUGUUUGUAGCGAUGAGUUUUUGCUAACUCCAGUUGAUGCUAAUUCUGAAAAGGUUGAUUUGGCUGUUCCUUCUAAUAAGAUUCAUUUAGAGAAGGUAAAUGAAUCUGAUGAGAUAGUUGAUCUUGCUGCUGCGGAGUCAGAUGUAUCAAAUAUUGUUGCUUCGUUGUCUGUUUAUAUUCCAACUGAGGAAAAGUUGAAUGAAUCGGCUGUUUUAGCUGUAAAGCCUGUUUCACCUAAAAUUGCAGAUAAAAAUGACGACACAGUUCCUGUUGGAAAAAGUAGACCAAAACUUGUUUUUAAAAGGAAAGCAGUUCAGGUUGAUGUACCGGCUAAAUUUGCAUUGAUUGAGCGAAUAAGGAAUUUAGACUCGGCAGAUAAAGUUAAAUCAAUGGGGAUCACUUUUACAAAUCAUUGUCCUUUGUUGAUGGAAAGUGUUCAUGAUAUGUGCAACCAAUUUUGGCUUUCUGAGUUUAAUGACUGGAUUGAAACUAACACGUAUAGGAGAAAACAUCCAACCAAUGAAAUUUACUAUCCAAGAGAAAAGAUAUUACGCCCAGGAUUUAGGCUUGGUGGAGAGGAAAUUACUGUAAAAGAUUUCUUCCAUAUUUUGAAUACACCUGGUGGUUAUUUGGAAUCGAGUCAUAUUGAUUGUCUGUUUACGUACCUGCGAAAGAAGUGUAUUUUUCUGAACAACAGCUAUAGUGUUUGUGGAAAUUGGUUUGAUCAGUAUGUGCAGAAUGGAUAUCGACUCUACCUCGAGAAUCAAAAUGUCACUGAUCUGCCUCAGUUUGAUGCAAUAUAUAAUUUUAUAGUUGGAGAGGAUGGACUUUAUAAGAGGGCAUGGGGCGAUCUGAAGUUCAUACUUUUUUCAGUUCAUCUUAAAAUUGAUGGCGAAUUUAAAGAUCAUUUUAUUCUUGCCAAGCUGAGUUUUGAUGAAAGAUGCUUCUAUGUGUAUAAUUCUUCUAGGAAUCUGCUAUAUGAUGAGCCUGUACGCGAAGCUAUGACUGCAUAUUCAACGUUACUGCCAUUAAUUUUGAACUAUGUUGGAUUUUACGAUCGUACUGAUAUCAACUUCAACUCAGUUUAUUAUGUUGGCAAGAAAACAACUGAUCCAUUUGCUGUAGCUUUUAUGGAUGACCUUCCUGUUCAAGAAAAUUCAGAUUGUGGUGUGUAUGCUACUGCUUUUGCCGAAUAUUUGAUUGAAGGGAAGCGUAUUCCGAAGGCUCUUCGUAUUAAACAAAUACGUAACAGAUAUGCAGUUAAUCUUUUCAUGUAUGGUAGGUGGAAGAACAAGAGUGGUUAUGUAUCUGAUUGAAUUGUAAUUUUUGUUUUUGUUGUACAUUUGUUGAUUUGUUUUUACAGUUUUAGUAAUGUUUGACAAUUUUUUUUUUGUAAAUACUAUUAAGGAAGGAUUUGAUUUUAUUAUGA